AUGGGGUUUGAUGAAGGCAGCAUAAUUUUAAAUAGUGAAAAUGGAACUUACUAUGCCGGACAAACUAUUUACGGAAAAUUGGUAUUUCAACAAGACAAGGUCAAAACUUUUCGAGGGAUAUACGUUAAAAUAAAAGGUUUUUGUAAAGUACACUGGACUACCAACCACACUCGAAGAGAUGGUGACCGUUACCACUCAUACCAUAAAGUUCAUGAGUCCCAUGAGGAGUAUUUCAGUAAAAAAUUGUAUCUUCUAGGCAGUGAAGAUGGAGAGUACCACCUUCAGCCUGGUAAAUAUGAGCUUCCGUUUGAUUGUACAAUUCCUGCUUACUGCCCAUCAUCUUUUGAAGGCACUUAUGGCCAUGUUCGCUACGAGAUUAAAAUUGUAGUUGAUAGAGCUUUUAAGUUAGAUCAGGAGAAGAAUAUGAGUAUACGGGUUAUCGCUCCAUUAGAUCUGAAUGUGGAACCAUAUUGUAAGGAACCGAUGCAGUUUGACCUAGAAGACACAUAUAGUUGCUGCUGCAUGAGCUACGGCUCCAGUGAGACCGUUGUUAAACUGCCUGUGUCUGGGUACUGCCCCGGGCAGGUUAUACCCAUUGAGGUGAACUGUUCAAAUCAUGGCAAGGUUAAGGUUGACAUCAAUCUCUCCAUUAAAAAGAAAAUAACCUUCCAUGCAUCUGUAAACCCGGACACGAGGCACGAAUCGGAAACGAUAGCGGAGAUCAAAAAGGGUCCCAUCCCCGGAGGAACCACCAGAAGCUGGAUAGUGGAUAUGGAGGUGCCUGAUAUAGAUGUGUGUAACGUGGGAACCUGUCGGUACAUUGAUAUAGACUAUGAGUUUCAGGUGACCGUUAGUCCUGAAGGAUGCCACUCGGACAGUGACGAUACUAGGCGUAUUGUCAUCGGCACGAUGCCGCUGGUGGGGCAACAGGAUAACGUACCGAAUCCUCUACAAGACCAAAUGCCGAUCUGGAAUCAAUCUAUGUUUCCAGCGAGCCCCUAUCCACCGAACCCUUACCCCAUUGCAAAUCCUCCCUAUCUUGGUGAAAACUCCGCGCAUCCGUCUCAAAACUCACCAUAUACUGGCACAAACCAACCUCAUCCAGGUGUAACUCCGUCUUACCCCAAUGCAAACCAACCUUAUCCAGGUGCAGCGGCUCCUUACCCUGGCGCAACUUCGCCCUACCCCUUAAAUCCGCAAAUGAACAAUUCACCAUAUCCAGGUUCUAGUGCACCUAGUCCAAAUCCAUCAUAUCCCACUUCAUCUGGUCCGGUUAACCCACCUUAUUCCGCAUUCAAUUCGACUCCAAAUCAAAGCUUGGCUCCUUAUCCCUCUAACAAUUCACCUUAUCUGGCGCAAAACCCAUCGCCAAACCCCAACGUCAGCCCUUACCUCGGUAGUCCCAAUCAAGCCAAUGUCCAGUAUCUGGGAAUCCAUCGCAGCCCAGUUUUAACAGGGAGUAGCACCUCAAUGAAGACAGGAGCCAUUGGUUUGGUUGGACAACUUGAUACUAAAGCUGUCCCAAUACCAUCACUACCACCUGGCAGUGGUGUACCUUGUCCUACUACUCCCACAAACAAUCCGUACGCUACAGCCAGCGCGCCUGAACCCGCUACACCCGAUGAUGAAAAAAAAACCGACCUGCCUUGCAACCCUGAACACAUCGACAAGAAAGACGAAAAAUAA
Parnassius apollo (apollo) is the source of this 1686-nucleotide messenger RNA. The record is from the annotation of a GenBank genome assembly. Lineage: Eukaryota; Metazoa; Arthropoda; Insecta; Lepidoptera; Papilionidae.